AUGGCUGGUUUGGAAGUAGCGAGACUGGAACAUGUUGCGGCUGCCUCUGCCUAUGGCAACUUCCUCAAGGUCCAGCCGAGGUACUGGAACUCGUCCAUUGCGACCACAGCCCCGAGCUCCGUGUCGUCCUGCUCCACAGACUCCACCGUCACCCAGACAAGCGUGAUUACGCUGAGCAGCGGAGCAGGCCCCAACCAGCUCUCCGACGCGACGUUCACGCCGACGGUGACGGACACAAACAGCAUUGGCGUCACUGACCUCGACUGCAUCACCAUCACAACAACCUACACCGACUGCAACUACCGCGGCCAGUGCUCCACGCUCACGGCCACAGAGCUCGUGAGCUCGUACACCACCACCAUAUCAGGGCACGUGACCGUGGUCACGGGCUUCGAGACCCUGUCCGGCUCGUCCACGGCGUCGCCCGUCGUCAGCACGGCCGCUGACGAGCAGCACACCGUCCUGACGCGCACCUCUUGCUCCGCGGGCGGGUGUUCGACCUGGACCACCGACGAAAUCGUGUCCAGCUACACCACCACCAUCUCCGGCCACGAGACCGUCGUGACCGAGCUGUGCCCGCUUUCCGGCACGACGUCGGCGCCGGUGGCCACGCCAGCAGUGACAGAAGUCGCCGUUGUCUCGUGCUCAGCGGGCAAGUGCUCGUCGUGGACGACGCAAGAGAUUGUGUCUUCGUACACGACCACGAUCUCGGGCCAUGAGACGGUGGUGACGACGCUGAUCCCGCUCUCGGGCACUUCCGACUCGAGCAACGCCGGCCCCGAAACCGUCACCGGCCCCGAAACCGUCACCGACACGCUGACAUCGUGCUCCGCAGGCAAGUGCUCCACGUGGACCACCAAAGAGCUCGUGUCGUCGUACACCACCACCGUGUCGGGUCACGUGACCGUCGUGACGACGCACUGUCCUGUCUCGUCGGAGGCGGUCGUGAGCUCCAAGGGCGGCGCCGCCGCGUACGAGCUGACGUCGUACACGACGACGGUCGACAACACGCCGACCGUUGUGACGACGAUCUGCCCGCUGACCUCGGCCAGCUCCAGCUCCAGCACCAGCACCAGGACCUCGAGCACAGCCUCCUUCGGAUCCUCCGCCAGCGUGGUCACCGUCACGUCCGUUGACGGCGAAGUCACGACCGUGCUGACCACGUACUGUCCGGAAAGCAGCGCUGCCUCAAGCAGCGCGGCAGCCUUGAGCAGUGCCUCGAGCAGUGCCUCGAGCAGCGCCUCGAGCAGCGCCUCGAGCUCUCCGGUGACCAGCUCCGUGCCUCAGUCGACCGUCGACCUCGCCGAGCCGUCGACAGUGUCCGUGCCCGUCGAGACAGAGCCGUCCGUGGCGCCCGUCGUGUACACGUCGACCAUCUCGAGAGUCCCCGUCGAGCUCACGACAUACUCGACGGUCACCAAAAGCACGCUGCUCACGUCCAGCACGGCCAGCGCCGCCAUCUCGGCCAUCUACAGUUCCUCCCCGGCAGCCUCCAUUUUCGAGGGCGCUGCCGGCAAGAUCAACAUUGGGGUCGGCCUGAUCUCCAUGGUUUACGGACUGCUAUGUGUACUAUAG
Messenger RNA from Ogataea haglerorum, 1575 nucleotides. RefSeq lists its product as uncharacterized. The transcript is spliced from 2 exons. The coding region runs from base 1 to 1575 and encodes 524 amino acids. Lineage: Eukaryota; Fungi; Ascomycota; Pichiomycetes; Pichiales; Pichiaceae. The record is from RefSeq and is a predicted model, not a curated record.